AUCUUAAGACUAUACUGGAUUCGACUCGCUUACUAUAGCACUUAUAGCCCACUCGGAGCCCAGCGUGUAUCAACUGAACUGCCAAGUCGCUGUGUCGGGAGCCAAUUCCGUCAUGGACUUGAGUCUGUAGAGUACGUAGCAUUCAUUCGGCAUCCCGUCUUGACGAUGGCAUCCCUGUUACACACAGGCAGUUACACAGAGCUCAACCUCGCGAGAAACCGACUGGACGGAGACACGUCGGCACAUAUUUGGUCCGCUCGUGAGAUGUUUCCGCAACGGCUCCGUCCAUCUGACCACUGGACCAUGGCGGUUGAUGCUCCGCUUCGAACUUUCAAGCGCUUGUCAUUUGUUCGGCCCCGCCUCCGUGCUGGCCUUUUCCCCUCUCCCCAAUUCAAGACACAUCCAGCCAUGGUUUCGAGGCUCACUCCCCAUCCCGUCUGCACUUUUUCCAGAUGGUAGUUCCAAGGGUCAUCACGUGGCCUGUGGUCCUUCGACGGACUUCGCUGCUCCAGAGACAUGCUGCGCUACCAUUGACCAUUUUGGUGUGCAUGAUGGCGCGCAUGUUCUUGACGCACACUAUCUGGUCAAACAUGACAUCUCGACCCUUCCCUUUGUUCCUCGUUCCAUGCUCCCCCUUCACCGUCCUUUAUUUAUUUUAUGAUUUUUUUUUCUUCUCGCAACCUCACUUGAGGUUACGCACUCCAAUGCCCUUACCUCGUCUCGAAGGCUCUUUUCUUGUUCUGCGUCAAGAUAAAAGACAGGAGCGUCAAGAAUGACCAAAGCUGACAUCAACCCGUAUACCCGUUACUCCACUCAAACGUUCUUCUCACACCCAUUGAAGGGUUUGAAAGGGUCAUCACCCACUGGAACUGGUCCCGGUUUCCCAAGCGCCAGCCUGGCACAGCUUGUGUCAAAUCUCCCCGAUAACCACUUGGCACAUUGGCAAGUACAUGGCAAAGUAGCGGUACCUUGAUAAUGCCCAUGUCAGUUGCAGUGCUGGGUAUGGCACAACAGCUGAGGUGCUUCGGCGAUUUGGGACUUCACGAUAUCUUCCCUAGCUUCAAGGGGAGAGGGGAAAAAAAAAAAAAAGAAAGAAAAAAAAAAAAAAAAA
Neurospora hispaniola is the source of this 1111-nucleotide messenger RNA. RefSeq lists its product as uncharacterized. The coding region runs from base 314 to 661 and encodes 115 amino acids. The record is from RefSeq and is a predicted model, not a curated record. The transcript has a single exon. NCBI's taxonomy places the organism in Eukaryota, Fungi, Ascomycota, Sordariomycetes, Sordariales, Sordariaceae.